AUGGCCACCACCACCAAGAAGUGUCACCUGCUCGCGCUGCCUGCGGAGCUUCGUAACACAAUCUACGACCUCGCCGUCACCGACCACACAGUCGACAUCGACAAGCAAAAACGCGCCGCCCCCGGGCUGUUGCUGGCUAGCAGACAGACACACGCCGAAGCCAAUGGCGCUUACCGGCGGAACUCGAACUUCACUUCCAAGAGCCCCACCCUUAUGCGCCAGUUCCUAGAAAGACUCGAGUCGGGAAAGUCCAGGUUGAUCAGCACCGCCACUUACGACGCUACUCGUUUAAACCGAAUUGAAAAUGGCAUAGAAGUAUUCUGGGCACAAGAAGUCAUCUUCCGCAUCGCCCGACAUUUGACUGAGAAAAAUGUCGUCCUGGCGCGCGUUGAUGCCAUCAGAGUCGCACUCAGUACUGCAGAGGGCGGAGUCGUCAGCACCGCUGAGCCAUAG
Fulvia fulva is the source of this 453-nucleotide messenger RNA. RefSeq lists its product as uncharacterized. The coding region runs from base 1 to 453 and encodes 150 amino acids. Lineage: Eukaryota; Fungi; Ascomycota; Dothideomycetes; Mycosphaerellales; Mycosphaerellaceae. The record is from RefSeq and is a predicted model, not a curated record. The transcript has a single exon.